Molecule: messenger RNA, 477 nt
Organism: Leishmania major strain Friedlin
Lineage: Eukaryota; Euglenozoa; Kinetoplastea; Trypanosomatida; Trypanosomatidae
Product: putative Ran-binding protein 1
Exons: 1
Coding region: 1-477 (158 amino acids)
Biological process (GO): intracellular transport
Cellular component (GO): cytoplasm; nuclear pore
Molecular function (GO): GTPase activator activity
Source: RefSeq, a predicted model, not a curated record
AUGUCCAAGGCGGACGAAAACGGCAAUGAGCUGAUGGAGAUUGAGGAGGUGGCGGUCUCCGACGGCGGUGCCGCCCGCUUCGCCGCCGUCGACGUGAAGAGCGGCGAGGAGCGCUUCAACGUCAUUUGGCAGGACAGCGGCAAGCUCAUGCGCUUCGAUGAGGGCGAGAACCAGUGGAAGGAGCGUGGGCAGGGCACCGCCAAGGUGCUUCAACGCAAGGAUAACACGUCCAAGUACAUGUUCGUCUUCCGUCGGGAGGGCGUUGGCAAGCUGGCGGCGCAGCACUACCUCGUAAAGGGUAUGAAGGUGACCAAGCACAAGCAGGGUGAAAAGAUUCUUGUGUGGUCCGCCUUCAAAGACUUCACCGAUGACGAGGAGGGAUUCCCGGAGAACUUCGUGAUGCGACUGUCCUCCAAGGAGGCAGCGGACAAGGCUCUGGCCGAGAUGAUGGGGGCGAUUGAGAAGUCAAGCGUGUAG